CGCCAUUUCCUGAGAACAUGCGACGGUAAUCUUUCGGCAACUUCAAACUAUAGGAUCCUAUCACGUAGUGAUACUCAGUUAUGCUUCACGGGGACUGGCAGAAUUGAGCACACAGUCAUCGAAACAUGGCUAGGGAAGCAAGGAGCAAAGGGGCAUGUUGGACAUGCAGACUACGUAGGAAAAAGUGUGAUGAACGGUCCCCGGUUUGUGUCGCGUGUACUGCACAUAGCCUACCUUGCUAUGGCUACGACAAGCCAGAUUGGGCAGAUGGUGCGAGCAAGCAGAAAGCCAAAGCUGAUGAGCUGCGACUUAUGAUUCGCGAAGUUGCUUCAGCGAGGCGACAGCUCUUGAAGCAGAAAACGUCCAAGAAUUUCGUGGAUUCGGCAACUUCCCUACCUAUUGUGACUGCUGUGGACGUCCAUAGUAUUAUUCCGGACGCAUCUCAGUUGACAAUCGGUAAACCUCGGCCUCAAAACCCCUUACCUCACUAUGUCGAGAUUAGAAAUAUAUUCGACGAUUAUCUUAUUGACCAAGUUGGAACUACUCAGGUUCUGGGGCAUGAUCCACGAGAAGAACUGAUCUCCUACUACCUUGAUGUCGUCUUUCCAAUCCAAUUUCCAAUCUCACCGAACUCGAAAAAUGGCCGUGAGUGGUUGUUACCUCUUCUUCGACAAGUCAAACCUUUGUAUCAUGCUGCCAUUAGUAUUGCCGCAUAUCACAGGGAAAUCUCAGGACAGAGUGUUAGCGACCGAAAUUACUGGAGAAUUCAUCAUGGACUAGCACUCAAAGAAUUACGACAGUACCUUGGAGAAUGUCACGGAUACAACCUCACGGUUUCUCUGGAGUCGAAUGUUGAGGUUCUCGGCGCCAUCGUUCUUCUUGUUUCCCUGGAGGUCAUGAUGGGAGACACUGAGAGUUGGUAUGUCCACAUGAAAGGCCCUCUACAUCUUCUUCCAAGUUUGAGGCAUGCCUGUGAGAACCGAAACAUGCUCUCUCCUGAACAUUUCCAGGGCCUUCAAUUCUUUUCCGCGGUCAUCGUUUGGUACAAUGCCCUAUCAUGCGCCUCGACAGGACUGAUACCAUGGGCACCUAUCUCUUGUCUCAGAACAGCGGUACGUGGCUGGGUCAAUACAUAUGCCGUCACAGGAUGUCAAUGUGAAGUGACGAUAUCUAUCAUUGAAAUCGCUGCCUUGAAUGUACAGAUCAAGCAGCGAAGGUUGGAGGAUCCAGAGCUUUCUGCUAUAGUAAGACGAAUUGACAAUGAUCUGUUCAGAUGGUUUAAGGGGCUUGGUAUAAGUCCCGAAAAGGAGCUUGGAGUAGAGACACUUAUCACUCGAGUGUUUGCGAGUGCAGCUCAGAUAUACCUCGGCGUCGUUGCCUCAGCAUUUGACUCAGAAUUACCAAAAAUCUGUAUCCGUGUCGCUGAGUCGCUUGUCGCCUUGGAAGCAAUCACCGACGUGCGGGUUUUGAGCACAUUAAUAUGGCCUAUCUGCAUCACCGGAUGCAUGGCCACAGGGUGGCAAAGAGAUAAGAUGAAGAAGAUAUUUCUUACUAUGAAGAAUGUACCUAUUUUGCAGCUUGGCAGUAUGGAUAGAUGUCGGAAGAUUAUCGAAGAAUGUUGGCGACUAAGAUCAGAAGGCUGCGAUACAGAUUCGCGAACCACUUGGAUUAAAGCUAUGGAUAGCUUAGGCUUGAAGAUAUUACUGGUGUAAGAUAGUAGAGCUUAGAAUACAGCGUGAUGAAGUUUCCAGCAACGUGCGAG
Cadophora gregata is the source of this 1762-nucleotide messenger RNA. RefSeq lists its product as uncharacterized. The transcript is spliced from 2 exons. Gene Ontology annotation, cellular component: nucleus. The coding region runs from base 126 to 1712 and encodes 528 amino acids. The record is from RefSeq and is a predicted model, not a curated record. Gene Ontology annotation, molecular function: zinc ion binding; DNA-binding transcription factor activity, RNA polymerase II-specific; transcription cis-regulatory region binding. Lineage: Eukaryota; Fungi; Ascomycota; Leotiomycetes; Helotiales; Ploettnerulaceae. Gene Ontology annotation, biological process: positive regulation of transcription by RNA polymerase II.